Molecule: messenger RNA, 519 nt
Organism: Echinostoma caproni
Lineage: Eukaryota; Metazoa; Platyhelminthes; Trematoda; Plagiorchiida; Echinostomatidae
Source: the annotation of a GenBank genome assembly
AGACAAGCACUGGGUAUGAAUCAAACCAAAGUUACGUUUAAAACCUUCCUGGCGUGGAAAAAGCGCAAGCGUGUGGAAAAGAUGGAAGCUGGUAUUUCGGCCAAAGCCAAACGAGAAGCUGAUUUCAAGCAGGGACGCACAGCCGGAAUUAGUGGACGUGAAAUGUUCGAAUUCAAUCCGAAUCUUGUCACCGAGUCCGGCGAAGUGGACGAAGAUGGUGAGGGUGAUGUUGUUUACGCUCGUACGACUGAAGCGGAAGAGGACGAGUAUACUGGUCCAUUGCGUGAGAUUGAUGCGAACACAUUCCUGCUGACAGAAGAGGAUGCUGAUGAUGAUGAAACUAUUGUAAAUGGAGAGCAUCAAACACUCCUGAUGAGUGCGAGUGCCAUUCCCGGUCUGAGCAAAUCCCUGAAGAAUGACAAAGAUCCCGGGCUCAUUGCAGUGGACGAGGAACUUUUUGAUGAAGCCGACCUAGAUGAUUUGGAGAACGAGUUGGACGAAUUGGAAAUUGAACAGUAA